AUGCCGCUCAUUAUUCGGGCGAGGCCCAGGAGGGGGGCCCAGUAUGCCGGCAUCAGACGACCCAGCCCUCCUGUUGAAGCCUGGCCUCAGAGCCACCUGCCCCAGCUGCCAACCCAGGAGCCCUUGCAGGCCCCCGCCAGUUCGGGGCGUCCCGUGGGUUCGUCACUGGGCCUGCUCCCCCAUGCCCCCCUUUCCCUCCAAGGCUCUGGGACAGGGGUCAGUCCGGUCCUGGCCUGGCACGCAGCCAUCAGUGCGGCUCGCCAGGCUCAGGACGCGGCCGGUGACAAGCCCGCCACCCUGCCCAACAUGAGCGCCCGGCCCUCAGUGUGCAGCCCCACUACAGCGCCCCCUGCUGGAUCCCUGGCCCAGAGGAAGAGACAGCAGUAUGCUAAGAGCAAGAAGCAGGGCGGCUCCACCAACAGCAGGCCUCCCCGCGCCCUCUUCUGUCUAACCCUGAACAACCCUCUGCGUCGCGCCUGCAUCAGCCUGGUCGAGUGGAAACCAUUUGAUAUCUUCAUUCUGCUGUCCAUUUUUGCUAACUGCGUAGCCUUAGCCAUCUACAUACCUUUCCCCGGAGACGACUCCAACUCCACCAACCAAGAGUUGGAGACAGUGGAAUACGCUUUCCUCAUCAUCUUCACCAUCGAGACCUUCCUGAAAAUCAUGGCCUAUGGUCUGGUCAUGCACCAGAACUCCUACGUGCGCAAUGGAUGGAACUUACUCGACUUCAUUAUAGUUAUAGUGGGCUUGUUCAGUGUGGUGCUGGAGAUGGUCACCAAAGACGCAGAGUCCAGUGGGCAGUCCGGAGGUAAACCAGGGGGCUUCGACGUCAAAGCUCUCCGAGCUUUCCGAGUGCUGCGGCCCCUAAGGCUCGUCUCCGGGGUCCCCAGUUUACAGGUGGUGUUGAACUCCAUUAUCAAAGCCAUGGUACCCCUGCUGCACAUCGCUCUGCUCGUCCUCUUCGUCAUCAUCAUCUACGCCAUCAUCGGGCUGGAGCUCUUCAUCGGGAAAAUGCACGCCACCUGCUACGUUAUGCAGACAGGAGCCCUAGCAGAGGAGGAGCCCACUCCCUGUGCAGCCUCAGGACACGGGCGCCGCUGCCUGCUCAAUGGGACCGCGUGCAGAGAGGGCUGGCAGGGCCCUAACAACGGUAUCACCAACUUCGAUAACUUCCUGUUCGCCAUGCUCACCGUGUUCCAGUGCAUCACCAUGGAGGGCUGGACCGACGUACUCUACUGGAUGAACGAUGCGAUGGGCUUCGAGCUGCCAUGGGUCUACUUCGUCAGCCUGGUCAUCUUUGGAUCCUUCUUUGUCCUCAACCUGGUUCUCGGAGUGUUGAGUGGGGAGUUCUCCAAAGAGCGUGAGAAGGCCAAAGCGCGUGGGGACUUUCAGAAACUUAGGGAGAAGCAGCAGCUGGAGGAGGACCUGAAGGGCUACCUGGACUGGAUCACCCAGGCCGAAGACAUCGACCCGGAGAACGAGGAGGAGGCGGAGGACCCAGGCAAGCGCAACAGGCUGACUUUUGCUCAGCUCACCCAGAAGAAGCGAGGGAGGUUUGGCUGGUUCUCUCAGUCCACAGAAACACAGGCGAGCAUGCCUAGUGAAACAGAGUCAGUGAACACGGACAAUGUCCCUGGAGAAGAGGACAAGUCUCCCUGCUGUGGACCGCUCUGUCAAAAAAUCACUAAGUCCAAGUUCAGUCGCCAGUGGAGGCGCUGGAACCGCUUCUGCCGCAGGAAGUGCCGCGCUGCGGUCAAGUCGGUGCUCUUCUACUGGCUAGUCAUCAUCCUGGUCUUCCUCAACACACUGACCAUUGCCUCCGAGCACUACGACCAGCCCCACUGGCUCACACAGGUCCAAGAUGUGGCAAACAAAGUACUGCUGGCCAUGUUCACUCUGGAGAUGUUGGUGAAGAUGUACAGUCUGGGUCUGCAGGCGUACCUGGUGUCUCUGUUUAACCGUUUUGACUGCUUUGUGGUGUGCGGGGGCAUCGUGGAGACCAUUCUGGUGGAGAUGACCAUCAUGUCUCCUCUGGGCAUCUCUGUCUUCCGCUGCGUGCGCCUUCUCCGGAUCUUUAAGGUUACUCGACACUGGGCGUCCCUGAGUAACCUGGUUGCUUCUCUGCUCAACUCCAUGAAGUCCAUUGCGUCUCUCCUGCUGCUGCUCUUCCUCUUCAUCAUCAUCUUCUCACUCCUGGGCAUGCAGCUGUUCGGAGGGAAGUUCAACUUCGACGAGACUGUCACAAAGAGGAGCACAUUCGACAACUUCCCCCAGGCCCUGCUCACCGUCUUCCAGAUCCUGACUGGAGAGGACUGGAACACGGUCAUGUACGAUGGGAUCAUGGCGUACGGAGGCCCUGCCUCCUCGGGGAUGGUCGUCUGUAUCUACUUCAUCAUCCUUUUCAUCUGCGGCAACUACAUCCUGCUCAACGUCUUCUUGGCCAUCGCCGUGGACAACCUGGCGGAUGCAGAGAGCCUGAACACUGCUCAGAAAGAGGAGGAGGAGGCCAAGAAGAGGAGGGACAGCAUCAGGGAAUUAAUGACAGACCAGAAGAGAAGUGAUCAGCUAGAACUCCCAAACUGUGAAAAGACACCAGAGGAGCACUUGCUGGAGGAUGAGAAAGACCCUUUUGCAGCUCUCAACACUCCAGAUGAAGAGGAGCUGCCUGAGGUCCCGGCUGGUCCCAGGCCCCUGAGACUGUCUGAGCUCAACCUGAAAGAAAAGACCCCUGCCAUACCUGAGGGGAGCGCCUUCUUCAUCUUCAGCAGUACCAACCCGUUUCGAGUGUUUUGCCACAAACUGAUAAACCACCAAAUCUUCACCAACCUCAUCCUGGUCUUCAUCAUGCUUAGCUCAGUAUCUUUGGCUGCAGAGGACCCCAUCCGGAACUUCUCAGCACGCAAUAUAAUACUUGGUUAUUUUGACUAUGCCUUCACGGCUAUCUUUACAGUAGAGAUCGUGUUGAAGAUCAUAGGCUAUGCAGACUAUGUCUUCACUAGUAUGUUUACUUUUGAGAUCCUAAUCAAGAUGACAGCGUUUGGAGCCUUUCUUCAUAAAGGAGCUUUCUGCAGAAACUACUUCAACCUCCUGGACCUGCUGGUGGUCGGAGUGUCCCUGGUCUCCUUCGGCAUUCAGUCGUCUGCCAUCUCUGUGGUGAAGAUCCUGCGUGUGUUACGAGUGCUCCGUCCUCUCAGAGCCAUCAACCGAGCCAAAGGACUCAAGCAUGUGGUGCAGUGUGUGUUUGUGGCCAUUCGCACCAUUGGGAACAUCAUGAUCGUCACCACUCUGCUGCAGUUCAUGUUCGCCUGUAUCGGGGUGCAGCUCUUCAAGGGCAAGUUUUACCGCUGCACAGAUGAGGCCAAGUCCAGUCCAGACGAAUGCAAAGGCACAUAUAUCCUGUACACCACAGGGGACACAGCCCUACCUGUGGUUCGAGAGCGUCUCUGGUACAACAGUGACUUUAACUUUGACAACGUGCUGAUGGCCAUGAUGGCUCUGUUCACUGUGUCCACUUUCGAGGGCUGGCCCACCCUCCUGUACAAGGCCAUAGACUCUAACAGGGAGAACAUGGGACCUAUCUACAACUACAGAGUGGAGAUCUCCAUCUUCUUCAUCAUCUACAUCAUCAUCAUCGCCUUCUUCAUGAUGAACAUCUUUGUGGGCUUUGUCAUUGUCACGUUCCAGGAGCAGGGCGAGAAGGAGUACAAGAACUGUGAGCUGGACAAAAACCAGCGUCAGUGUGUGGAGUACGCUCUGAAGGCCCGACCUGUGCGAAGGUACAUCCCUAAAAACCCAUACCAGUACAAGUUCUGGUAUGUGGUCAACUCCACCGGCUUCGAGUAUGUCAUGUUUGUACUCAUCAUCCUCAACACGCUCUGUCUCGCCAUACAGCACCACGGCCAGUCUCACCUGUUUAACUACGCCAUGGACAUCCUCAACAUGGUCUUCACUGGGGUUUUCACUGUUGAGAUGGUCCUCAAGCUGGUGGCCUUCAAGCCCAGGGGCUAUGUGGGCGACGCCUGGAACGUGUUUGAUGCCCUGGUGGUGAUUGGCAGUGUGGUAGACAUCAUCCUCAGCCAGAACUAUUUUGCUGAUGCAUGGAACACGUUUGACGCGUUGAUUGUUGUGGGUAGCGUGGUUGACAUUGCCAUCACUGAGAUCAAUUCGACAGCGCUCCCGGUGGUCAAGGUGAUAGUGGAGCCGGGGAACACAGAGGACAGCGCGCGCAUCUCCAUCACCUUCUUCCGGCUGUUCAGGGUCAUGAGGUUGGUCAAACUGCUGAGCCGAGGGGAAGGUAUCCGGACUCUUCUCUGGACCUUUAUCAAGUCCUUUCAGGCUCUGCCCUACGUGGCUCUCCUCAUUGCCAUGCUGUUCUUCAUCUACGCAGUCAUUGGGAUGCAGGUGUUUGGGAAAAUCGCCAUGGUGGACGGGACACAGAUCAACCGCAACAACAACUUCCAGACGUUCCCACAGGCCGUCCUCAUGCUCUUCAGGUGUGCGACCGGGGAGGCGUGGCAGGAGAUCAUGCUGGCCUGUCUGCCUGGUAAGCUCUGCGAUGUGGAGUCGGACUAUAACCCUGGAGAGGAGCGCACAUGUGGCAGCGGCUUCGCCAUCAUCUACUUCAUCAGCUUCUACAUGCUCUGUGCUUUUCUGAUCAUCAACUUGUUUGUGGCUGUCAUAAUGGACAACUUCGACUAUUUGACACGUGAUUGGUCCAUUCUUGGGCCGCACCACCUGGAUGAGUUCAAGAGGAUCUGGUCAGAGUACGAUCCCGAGGCCAAGGGUCGCAUCAAACACCUGGAUGUGGUGACGUUGCUGCGUAGGAUCCAGCCUCCUCUGGGCUUUGGGAAGCUCUGUCCUCACCGCGUGGCCUGUAAGCGGCUGGUUGCCAUGAACAUGCCCCUGAACAGCGACGGCACAGUUAUGUUUAAUGCCACGCUGUUCGCUCUGGUGCGCACGGCUCUCAAGAUCAAGACUGAAGGAAACCUGGACGAGGCCAACGAAGAGCUGAGGGCCGUCAUCAAGAAGAUCUGGAAGAGGACUAGCAUGAAGCUCCUGGACCAAGUGGUGCCCCCUGCAGGCGAUGACGAGGUGACAGUGGGGAAGUUCUAUGCCACCUUCCUGAUACAGGACUACUUCAGAAAGUUCAAGAGGCGCAAGGAGCAAGGGCUGGUGGGACGGCGCUCCUGGGACCGGAUCAACACCACCAUGGCUCUGCAGGCUGGUCUACGUACUCUUCACGACAUCGGUCCUGAGAUCCGCAGGGCCAUAUCAUGUGACCUGCAGGAGGAGGGACUAGUGGACGAGGAGGACGAGGACAUCUACAGAAGAAACGGCGGCCUGUUUGGGAACCAUGUCAACCACGUGGGGGCAGACCAGACCCAGCCCACCACAGUGACCCAGAGACCCCUCCAGAUAUUGCCCUCCACUCUAGACCGCACCCACCCUGAGCAGCCCUCUUCCCCCUCCCCUCCUCUGCUCAACCACUACUGCAACUCCUCCAGGCAGUCCCCCAUCCCGUCCAACGCCAACCUGAAUAACGCCAACACCCCCACAGUGCUGUCCUUGAGCAGCAGGGGGCAGCAGAGGCUCCUCCUGAGGGACCAUCCUGCCUCAGCCAAGCACCUGCGCUCCUCCCCCUACAGCAGACUGCACUGUCAGGCCUGGAAGUCCCUCUCCACUAGAUCUGAGUGUGGAGCCAUGUACCCCAGCACCCACAAAGAGGAACCCGCUCACAGUGACCCGGAGCUGGGCUCAGAGGACCAGGAGGACAGGGGGUCUCAGGACUACAGCGAAGAGGAGAGCCCCAGAGGAGAGAGAUUACCCAGCUCACCUCUGGACUCUGAGGGGGACCUGGAUGGUUACCUUGGUGACCAGCAGGUUGAUGGUUUCUAUGACGACGACCAGGAGCUGAUUUUCCAAGAGGAUAAGCCAUCACCAAGAAAAUGGUUCCUGCCCUCCCCUCAGGUGUCUCACAAGUCCACCUUCAGUUUCGAGUGUCUUCGUGGAUGGGGCAGUGAGGAAGCCCCUCUUCCGUCUCCGCCCAUCACCGCUCUGCCCCUGCACCUGAUGCAGCAGCAGGUGCUGGCAGUGGCUGGUCUUGAUGCCAGCAGACUGCAGAGGUUCUCUGGGUCCAGUCGCUCUCCCCGCUCCUGGGCAACUCCUCCAGCAUCUCCCCCGGGGUCUCCCUCUCCCUGCUACACCCCGCUCAUACAGGUGGACUGGUGCAGCUCGGGCAGUGUGGGGAGUCUUCCUGGAGCAGUGAAGAGGAGCUCCUGGUUCACCGCAGGACAGAGCCAGACCCUAGGACCAGAGCAGAACCAGACCUACCCCUCAGGACACUGUCUACCCCCGCCCCACCUCCACCUGCCACCCGACACCCACACACACAUGCUGUCCAAGAGGGGCAGUGCGCACAGCCUGGUGGAGGCGGUGCUGAUCUCCGAGGGUUUGGGGAUAUAUGCCCGGGACCCCAACUUCGUGUCAGCCGCCCAACAGGAGAUCGCUGACGUGUGCGAGCUCACCAUAGAUGAGAUGGAGAGCGCCGCCAGUGCCCUGCUCAACGGCACCAUGGCAAACGGGACUACGGGGGCCUCAGGGAGCUCCAGUGUCUCAGGGGGAGGCUCGGGGGGCCGGGACCGCAGCAUACGCGACUACAGCGACGAAGAGCCCUAUGUGACCGCGCGCGCAGAGGAGGACCUGACGGACGAGAUGAUCUGCAUCACGUCGCUAUAGCAGCGGCUCCAAAAUAGGACUUUUCUAGUUUUUUUCAAUUUGGAUUUAUUUAUUUAUUUAAAC
Periophthalmus magnuspinnatus is the source of this 6798-nucleotide messenger RNA. It is a transcript of the gene cacna1db, whose product is annotated as calcium channel, voltage-dependent, L type, alpha 1D subunit, b. Lineage: Eukaryota; Metazoa; Chordata; Actinopteri; Gobiiformes; Gobiidae. Gene Ontology annotation, cellular component: membrane; voltage-gated calcium channel complex. The transcript is spliced from 51 exons. Gene Ontology annotation, biological process: calcium ion import across plasma membrane. The coding region runs from base 1 to 6735 and encodes 2244 amino acids. The record is from RefSeq and is a predicted model, not a curated record. Gene Ontology annotation, molecular function: high voltage-gated calcium channel activity.